Messenger RNA from Camelina sativa (false flax), 2386 nucleotides. The record is from RefSeq and is a predicted model, not a curated record. NCBI's taxonomy places the organism in Eukaryota, Viridiplantae, Streptophyta, Magnoliopsida, Brassicales, Brassicaceae.
CAUAAGGUACACCAACACCACCAAGAGUUAAAAUUUUCCAAAUUAAAAUAUGGAUCAAGAAGCUCUUCUCGUCGGGAGACCUAUCUCGAAACGUAGUAUUCCGACCAUUCCUUUUAUUCUUGCAAGUCAAGCGUUGGAGGUACUUGCAUAUUUUGGAUUGGUACCGAACAUGAUACUCUUCUUGACGGUCGAAUACGGCAUGGGAACGGCGGAAGCUGCUAACAUCAUCUUCCUAUGGUCUGCCGCCACCAAUUUCUUCCCUCUUGUUGGUGCUUUUAUUGCUGAUUCUUACACGGGUCGGUUUCCUCUGAUUGGGUUUGGAUCCUCUAUCAGCCUUCUGGGAAUGAUUUUUUUAUGGUUGACAACAACAAUUCGACCAGAAUGCGAUAAAUCAACACACGUAUGCCAACAACCCACCUCAGUGCUCCAACUUUUUCUCCUUUAUUCCUUUUUUGCCCUCACCGCCAUCGGUGCCGGGGGCGUCAGGUCCUCCUGCUUGGCCUUCGCGGCCGACCAGCUCCAACCCAACCACACAUCACGUACCGCCACGUCGUCAGCCCUAGAAACCCUCUUCAACUGGUACUACUUCUCCGUCAUGCUCGCAUGCUUUCUUUCUCAGUCGUUGUUGGUCUUCGUUCAGACAACGUAUGGUUGGCAGAUUGGUUUUGGAGUCUCUGUCGCUGCCAUGGUUCUAUCCGUCGCUUUAUUCUUCGCGGCUUCUCCGUACUAUGUAAGGUUUAAGUGUGAGUCCGGCCUUGUCGCUGCAAGUCAAGCGUUGGAGGUACUUGCAUAUUUUGGAUUGGUACCGAACAUGAUACUCUUCUUGACGGUCGAAUACGGCAUGGGAACGGCGGAAGCUGCUAACAUCAUCUUCCUAUGGUCUGCCGCCACCAAUUUCUUCCCUCUUGUUGGUGCUUUUAUUGCUGAUUCUUACACGGGUCGGUUUCCUCUGAUUGGGUUUGGAUCCUCUAUCAGCCUUCUGGGAAUGAUUUUUUUAUGGUUGACAACAACAAUUCGACCAGAAUGCGAUAAAUCAACACACGUAUGCCAACAACCCACCUCAGUGCUCCAACUUUUUCUCCUUUAUUCCUUUUUUGCCCUCACCGCCAUCGGUGCCGGGGGCGUCAGGUCCUCCUGCUUGGCCUUCGCGGCCGACCAGCUCCAACCCAACCACACAUCACGUACCGCCACGUCGUCAGCCCUAGAAACCCUCUUCAACUGGUACUACUUCUCCGUCAUGCUCGCAUGCUUUCUUUCUCAGUCGUUGUUGGUCUUCGUUCAGACAACGUAUGGUUGGCAGAUUGGUUUUGGAGUCUCUGUCGCUGCCAUGGUUCUAUCCGUCGCUUUAUUCUUCGCGGCUUCUCCGUACUAUGUAAGGUUUAAGUGUGAGUCCGGCCUUGUCGCUGGCCUUUUCCAGGUUCUCGUUGCUGCUUACAGAAACCGACACGUUGAUUUGUCAUCCGAGGAGCAUAUUAUAUCGUACCAUCACGAAAGGGGCUCUUCUUUUUUAAUUCCUAGCCAGAAAUUGAGGUAUUUGAAUAAAGCUUGCGUCAUAAGUAACCCCAAGCAAGACCUAACCCUAACAGGGAACUCAAGCAAUCCAUGGCAGCUAUGUAGGGUUCAACAAGUAGAAGAUCUUAAAUCUCUCAUCAAUGUCCUACCCAUCUGGUCAACGGGAAUCAUCUUGUCACUUGUCACGGGUUGCCAAGUCUCCUUCAUAGUCCUUCAAGCUAAGGCCAUGGAUCGCCGCACCUUCAUUCAGGGUUUCCAGAUUCCUUCAGGCUCUUACGGCAUAUUCUUGGUCAUCUCCUUCGUGCUCUUCCUUGUUCUUUACGAUCUUGUUAUCGUCCCCUUAAUAUCUUGGAUUCAAAGCGAGCCAUUCCGAUUGGGAGUUAUGGUGAGAAUGGGAGCUGGUUAUGCAGUAUCGGUUCUGUGCAUCUCCACUCUUGCCGCUGUGGAACACGCCAGAAAACAAACCUCUAGAGACGAGAGAGGUACGAUGUUGUCGGCGAUGUGGCUAUUACCGUACAUGAUACUAGGAGGCAUUUCAGAAGCACUUAAUGCAAUAGCACAGAACGAGUUCUUCUACUCUGAGCUUCCCAAAUCCAUGUCAAGCGUCGCCACCACACUCUCCGGCCUCGGCAUGUCCGCCGCAAGCCUCUUGUCAUCCUGGAUCAUCACCAUCGUAGACAUCGCAACCUACGGGAGCUGGAUCACAGAGAACAUAGACGAGGGACACUUGGACUAUUACUACUGGCUCUUGGUGGGAUUAUCUGUUCUCAAUGUUUUUAAUUUCGUGUGGUGUACCAAAUCUUAUGGUAAAUGUAACAUAUAACGAAAAAGUGUGAAAAAAAAUUGUAAUUAACUUUUUGAAUCUUCAAAUUUU